Polistes canadensis is the source of this 1412-nucleotide messenger RNA. RefSeq names its product beta-lactamase-like protein 2 homolog. The transcript is spliced from 3 exons. NCBI's taxonomy places the organism in Eukaryota, Metazoa, Arthropoda, Insecta, Hymenoptera, Vespidae. Bases 114 to 1004 code for a protein of 296 amino acids. The record is from RefSeq and is a predicted model, not a curated record. Gene Ontology annotation, molecular function: single-stranded RNA binding; RNA endonuclease activity. Gene Ontology annotation, cellular component: mitochondrial matrix.
UUUCAAUGAAUUUACUGUAGAGUGUGCUAAUGCAUCAAUAAAAAUAAAUUAUCUUAUCAAUAAUUCAUUUUAGAAAUAGCAUUAAUAAAUUAAUACCAUUUGUUACUAAUAACAUGGCAACGCGAUUAACAUCUUUGCCUUUAGUAUCUAAAAUCUCGAAUAAGAUUAUUCGGAUUCUUGGAUGCAACCCUGGUCCUAUGACACUUCAAGGCACAAAUACUUAUCUUAUUGGUUCAGGAACAAGGCGUGCAUUAAUUGAUACAGGAGACACUGAAACAUCAGCUGAGUAUAUCAAAUUAUUAAAAAAUGUACUCGCAGAAGAAAAUGCUACAAUAGAACACGUGAUAGUCACACAUUGGCAUCAUGAUCACAUUGGUGGUGUAAAUUCUGUUAAAGAAUUAUUAACAACAUCAAAUUUUAAUGGUGAUCCACCAACAAUAUGGAAACUGCCUACGUAUGAAAAACCACAAGUAACACCAGAUCUUAUAAAGCAAUGUAAAUCUUUAGAAGAUGAACAAAUAAUUGAAGUAGAAGGAGCAAAAAUACAAAUAAAACAUACACCUGGUCAUACAACAGAUCAUGCAUGUCUAUUAUUAAAAGAUGAACAAAGUUUAUUUAGUGGUGAUUGUAUCUUGGGUGAAGGUACUGCUGUAUUUGAAGAUCUAUAUGAUUAUAUGAUUUCUUUACAAAAAAUUUUGGACAUGAAACCAUCUGUAAUUUAUCCUGGUCAUGGCCCUAUAAUAGAAGAUCCUGUUCCACGAAUUCAAUAUUAUAUUCAACAUCGACAACAAAGAGAGAAACAAAUAUUAAAUGCUUUAAAAGAACAUAGCAAUUCUAUCUUUAUGUCAGAAAUGGAUAUUGUAGAAAUCAUAUAUAAGGACACUCCAAAGAAUCUAUGGCCUGCAGCAGCUCAUAAUGUGAUGCAUCAUUUACAAAAACUACAUAAAGAAACAAAAGUAGUAGGCAAAGAGGGUGAAUGGAAAAUUUCAGAAAACAUAGUUUGAUACAUAGUAACACAAGCAUUUAAUCAUAAAUAUUGUAAAUAAUGUAUUACCUAUAAUAUAAAAUUUGUAUAUAUUAAGAAGACUCUGUCGAGCAAUGCUGUGAAACAUUUAUUCAACUUAUAGAAGUAACAAUAAUACAUACUCAUGGGCAUUCUUUCAGAUGGCAAAUUCUUAACACUUGAUGUGCGUACACAGUGUACAGUAUAUAUUACAAAUAAGUUUCAGUGACAAAGUACAUAGCACAUAGUACAAUGAUUUCUUUUUUUUUUUUUUAUAGUUUUACCAUUUGGCUAUUUCACGAGUAAGAUGCAUCGAACAUCUUAAUCGUGAAUGCACAUGCGUGACCAUGGAAAUUACAUCGGCACAUUUAGAUGAUUGAUAUAAAAUAUAUGUUCUGCUACAAAGAUA